AUGAAGAUCAUCGGAGUUCUCAGCAUCCUGCUGUUCUGUGCGAUCCUCGGAUAUGGAAAAAAAUCUGUUUCAUUUCUGGAACCCAAUUGCGGACUUUCGAUUUCAUCGGGUAAGGCAACUGCCAGAAUAGUCGGAGGCGAAAUAGCCGAUAUGUAUGGAAAUCCAUGGAUGGCAUAUAUCAGGCACGACAGCUGGUGUGGCGGUUCCCUUAUCACAAACCGCUUUGUGCUCAGUGCUGCUCAUUGCAUCACUGGUUAUCCAGCGACGGUUUACUUGGGCCAAUUCGAUAUGUCUCGCAGCACUCCAAAUGGCAUUCAAGUUCCCGUUGAUGCACAAAUACCCAUACCGAAUAAACUGACUCCCUUCUUCAUAGACUUUAUCAGGCCCAUCUGUCUGCCAACCAACUUUAGUCCCUUGGAUCAGACAACGCAUCUGACUACCACUGGCUGGGGUAAAACGGAGAACGGAGUUCCGAGCAGUGUACUGAAGACCACCACCUUGACGCAAUACGAUCGCAGAGCUUGCUCCUCCAGGUACAACAGCAACGUGGAUAUAUCUCAGAUCUGUGCCGGAUCCCCGAGCUCCAGUAGUUGCAACGGAGAUUCGGGAGGUCCCAUCACAACCGUUUAUCCCAUCAACGGCACAGAUCGCGUCAUUCAGCUGGGAAUUGUCAGUUAUGGAGAUAUAUACUGCCGAUCCCUGGGGGUCUAUACGAAUGUUAUUCAUUAUAUGAGCUGGAUCACGAGUUACGUUCAGAAUCCACCAGCACCAACUCAGAGGCCGAAUAACAACAAUCCGACACAUAAUUAUCAUAAUAAUAAUAAUUAUUAUUACACCUAUCCUAAUUAUCCAUAUUACUAUUAUCCUAGAAACAAUUAUCCCAGUUACUAUUAUUCCCCUACGUACUAUUAUCCUAAUGUUUACUAUUAUCCUGGAAGUUAUACUCAAAAUUAUGGUUUCUAUGGUUAAUUUUUCUUUUAAAUUAAAUUCCAAACUGAAGAAACCCGUAUUUUUAUUAUUUUUAAGGUACUGAUCUCAAUCUUAGUUUUAAUCUUUGAAGUGAACUAACUAAAUUCAAACGUUCAAUGGGUUAGAAAUAAUAAAACCAAGGGUUUUCUUUUGAAGAAGAAUGUUUUUUCUGUAUAAUGCUGAAUCUUUAAUAUAUAUUUUUCCCAAAAUUAUGCUGAUAAUUCCAAGUUUCAACUCUGAUUAAGAAUUCAAGCAAACUAUAAAGCCAUUCUGGUUACUUGAAACUGCCAUUUGAACUUCAGAACCUCAGGCAAUUCUCAUCCAAAAUAAAAGAACAAGCAUACUUUCCAGAACCAUUUUGAUAUGUUUUUAAUUUUCUGACCGAAGCACUGAUUAUUUCAAAAUAAAUAAAAUGAAUACUGUAACCUUAACAGCUCCAGUGAACUCUCGAUUCUAAGAACUCAUUGUUUCUUAAUUAACGCCAGUCUGCGGUUAUCAGUCUUCUAUAUAUGUAAAUACAUCAAUUACCAUAUCAAUCCAAGACCCCAGGCUUAUCAUCGGAAUGGAAGAAUAAUAAAUGCUUUUGUGUCGCCAUCGGAUUAAUUAGUCAGACAGUCAAUAUGAAAAUCACUGGAGGUCUUACCAUCGUCCUGCUAUACUGUGCGAUUUUGGGAAAUGGCCAGAAAUCAGUGUCAUUUCUGGAGCCAAAUUGCGGACUUACAAAUUCAAGAGCGCGUACUUCAAGAUACAGAAUAAUCGGAGGGGUAACAGCGGAUAUGUACGGACAUCCAUGGAUGGCAUUUAUAAGAAGCAACGUCGAUUGUGGUGGCUCCCUCAUCUCAGACCGUAAGUCAAACUAAACUUAAUUAUAUUCCAAGGAGACGAACUAAUCAAGUUGGAUUAUUUCCAGGCUUUGUGCUUAGUGCAGCUCAUUGCAUGACUGGCCAUCCAACGUAAGUAAUUUUAACAAGGGAGAUCUUGGGUUAAGCUUAAUUAGUUAUCCUUUCGUAGGACGGUUUACUUGGGUCAGUUCGAUAUGUCUCGCGGGACUGCAAAUGCCAUUCAAGUUCCCGUCGAUCUACAAAUACCUUAUCCGCAGUAUACAAAUACCAAGAAAGACAUCAAGAAUGAUAUAGGCCUGUUUCGGCUGGCUAGAACAGUGCAGUAUACAAGUAAUACAACUUAUUAAUUUAUUAAACCAUAACGAAUAAACUUCCUUCCUCAUAGACUUUAUCAGACCCAUCUGUCUGCCAACCAACUACAAUCCCUUGGCUCAAACUAGUCAACUGACUGCCACUGGCUGGGGUAAAACGGAACACGGAGUUGCGAGCAGUGUACUGAAGACCACCACCUUGACGCAACACAAUCGCGGGACUUGCUCCUCUACGUUUAAGACCAAUGUGGACAUGUCCCAGAUCUGUGCCGGAGCCUCCAACUCCGCUACGUGUAGCGGAGACUCGGGAGGUCCCAUCACAGCCGCUUAUGCCAUUGCCGGCAGGAACCGAGUCAUUCAGCUGGGAAUCGUCAGUUACGGAGAGCAGUUCUGCCGAACGGUUGGGGUUUAUACAAAUGUAAUGCACUAUAUAAGCUGGAUCACGAAUGUCGUUCGAAGGGCAGGAUCAGCACCAGCACCAACUCAGAGGCCGAACCACAAUGAACCGACACAUACUAACAAUAAUAAUAAUAAUAAUAUAUAUUAUUAUUAUCCCACUCCCAAUACACCUUAUGACUAUACUCCUAGGCAAGAUUCUCCCAUGUACUAUUAUCCUGAUAGUAACUCUCCUACUUACUAUUAUCCCAAUGGCAAUGCUCCUGUUUACUAUAUGCCUAGUGGCAAUUCUCCCGUUUACUAUUAUCCUGGAAAUUAUGUGGUUUAUGGUUAAUUUAGUUACUUGUAAUAAAAACAAAAAUUUUCCUUUCAAGAAAUACAUGCUUCCGAAAAUCUAAUUAUACUUAUUAUAAUUUAGGUAUCCGUUCUACACUUCUAGAAUUCCCAGCUUAAAUUCCAGCGAGUUGGAAAUUCAUUCUGGCUAUAUAUUACUAUUACCAUUAGUGCUAAUCAGGGCCUGCAUCCCCUUAAUUUAUAGAAAAAAAUCCCGAAUAAACCAUUUUAUGGAUUUAUAUGUAUAAAUUUAACUACAUUUCUUUAGAAAUUCGCAGAAUGAAACUGGUAUAAAGCUUAAAGUUUGCCCUGCAGAUAAUUCAUUUAAGAAUUCAGUAUGAAGAUCUUCGGUUUCCUCGUCACCCUGCUCUCUUGUGCGAUUCUGGGUAAUGGACAACGUCCUCUGUCAUUCCUGGAACCUAAUUGUGGAUCUAAGCAUCUAAAAUAUAAUCCCAGAAUAAUAAACGGUGAAUCGACAAGUAUCCUAGAACAUCCGUGGAUGGCGUUUGUUAGCAGCAAAACCGAAUGUGACUCAUCUAGUAAGUCUUUCGAUAAAGAUAUUAUUUAAUGGAAUAUUUAACUAACUACUCUUGUUUUAGCAGGCUAUGGAGACUUUUGCAGAAGCAUGUGUGGAGGAUCGCUUAUAACAGCCAGUAAGUGUUGUUAGAAUUUUACCUAAGAUAUUACAUUAUAAAGAUUUAUUCUCUAUUAAGGCUUUGUAUUGUCUGCUGCCCAUUGCGAUUUCAACCGAUACACGUAAGUAGUUUCUUAGUCGAGAUGUGUAUAAGAAUUAAGACAGAUUUAAUUUUUAUAUCAAUUGAAAACUAGGUUUAAUCGAUUUUCCAACUAAUGUUCCAUCUAUUUGUAGGACUAUCAAAUUGGGCGAGUUCAGCUGGAAACAAUCCACAGCGAAUGGCAUUGAAAUUCCCGCCGUUGAAAAAAUUAAUCAUCCAGGAUACGAUCGUCAUCCAAAUCAUCCCAAGAAUGACAUAGCCCUCUACAGACUAGCCAGAAGGGUUACCUAUACAAGUAAUCUUAUGGAUAUCCUCUAACCAGUUCCCAUGUUUUAACCAUCUACCUUGCAGACUACAUCCGGCCUGUCUGUCUGCCCACCAACUUCAAUCCCUUGCCGCAAAUCUCGUAUCUAACUGCCACCGGUUGGGGUAACACGGAAUACGGAACUCCGAGCGAUGGGCUGAGAAAAGGCACUAUUAAGCAAAUCCAUCGUUCGACUUGUUCCUUAGCAUACGGAGUUAAUGUGGACAUGUCCCAGAUUUGUGUCGGAGAGUCCAGCUCUGCUACGUGCAGCGGUGAUUCGGGAGGCCCAAUCACGGCCUUUUAUCCCACCAAAAACAAACAAAUCGUCAUUCAGCUGGGAAUCGUUAGUUACGGAGCGAUAUCAUGCCGAUCGUUUGGGGUCUAUACGAAUGUAAUGCACUACAUAGGCUGGAUCAUGAAAACCGUUCGACGGGGCGGAUAUCAGAACACAAUAGCACCGAAUCGGAGGCCAAAUAAGAAUCAUCGCCAGACCACAAGAGCUCCCAAUGGAUGGACUGUUAAACCUCCUUACAAUUAUUACAUUGAUUGGACUUUCCUUAUUCCGAAACGUAUAUUCAAGUUUCACUCAUAGUUUAAUAAAAAAAAAGAUCUAGUUGAUCUACUUUGAAACAUUUUUCUUUGAUUUUUUUUGAAGAGUAAAAUGUGCUUUUAAAGCUAAGUUGUUUUGUGCUCAUUUGCGAUUAGGGAUGAAACCCCGGGGUCAAUCAGCUAUGGUCUUAUCUUCUGCGUUAACAAUGGAAAGCUGUCCAUGCUCUGCGAUCUACUAACAGUCCCAAGAUGAAGUUCCCGGAGCAAACACUACUGGCAGUGCUGGCCUGCUUAUCGCUUUCGUACAGCCAGGAGGCAGGCGAAUUUCUGGAGGAACCCUGUGGGCUACCUCCCCAGCGAUAUAAAUUGGUUGGAGCCCGCAUAGCCCUGAUAGCCACCACUCCCUGGAUGGCAAUUAUCAUUGGUCCGGAGGGUUUUAGGUGCGGAGCCUCGCUGAUCACCAGCCGUAAGUAUUUCGAUUUUCGAUUUAAGGAAAACCCAGCUGACCUUCAACCCACAGGUUUCGUUCUGUCGGCCGCCCACUGCCUUGGUGGCGGACCACUGUGAGUAACUUUGAUUUCCAAAGGUUAUGAUUCACUGAUUCUCUAACGCCACAGCAAGGUGCGUUUGGGGGAGUAUGAUCGAGAGACAGAACGGGAUUGCAGGCACUCACAGUGCAUAGACCAGGCCCA
Drosophila kikkawai is the source of this 5130-nucleotide messenger RNA. The record is from RefSeq and is a predicted model, not a curated record. NCBI's taxonomy places the organism in Eukaryota, Metazoa, Arthropoda, Insecta, Diptera, Drosophilidae.